GUGUUGGUGACCGUCGUGGAGAGAGGGCGUGUGUGCGAGCCUCGGUCUGUUAUGGCGUGUGCGUGACGGAGAAAACAGAAGAGAGAGAGAAAAAAAAAAAGAAAAGUAAAGAUAGAAAGAAACGAUUGGAUAAAGACGCACAAAUAAGGAAACGAAAAGAAAGAAAACAAGGAAGUCUGAGCGAAUCUGUUAGAUAGAUAAUAAGGGACGAUAUGUGAUACCCCCUUCCAAAAAAAAAAAAUGAUAAAAGAAAAAAACAAAAAACAAAGAAAAACAAGCACAUGUGAUAAUUAUCGAGAAAAUGAAGAAAAUAAGUGAGAAUAUCUUGGAAAUAAUGAUACAGAAACCAUUAAGUAUAACUGAAAAUAGCUGGAAAUAUACUUGAAAUAAUACUACAGAAAACAGAGACUCGUAUAGAAAGAAACAAUGGAUCGUAAAGUGUGAGAAAGAAAUGAACUGAAGAAAAAAAUAUAUGAAAAAAAAAAAAACUACUACCACCACCACCACCACCACCAGCAAGAAGACCACGAGACGAGCCACUCCUGCAGUAAACUGACGAAGCAGCUCCCUCCCAAGUGACUGACCUGCUCCUCUGACGCCUCUUCUUUGCAUCCCCUUCAUUCAUAUCCCCCCCAGCCCAGCCAACCCAGACCAGCCAGCGAGCGACUCCCGCACAAACGUUCUUCCCCAACAACCCUCCCUAUAAUCAUAAUCCACAUAAACGUUCUUACCGGUAACGUUUCCACUCCUGAAAUGAAAAUGUGGAUAAACAUGGAUACUUCUAAGACGUGAGGGAGGCAGAGAAGAAAGGCGGUAGGGUAGGAAAGGUGGAUGAGGAGGAGAAGGAGGAGGAGGAGGCGAGACAACAAUCCUGGCGACGUGGAGGGUGACAAUGACACGCCUCUUGGCCCCAACUCCCGCCACCCAUGCCCAUACUCACGCUCAUACCCACACCCACACAGUGCCCACGGACCGCCCUCAUCGCCUGCAGGAGGAGAGGAUGGCGAGGGAGAGCGAGGACUGCCUGAGGAGGGAGGAGGACGACGAUGAGGAGGAAGAGGAAGGAGGUGAAGUGGAGGAAGAGAAAACCACUCAAAUAAUGGAUCGAAAACAGGUUGAGGGUCUGUCUUUGUCCGCGGAAGAAGAAGAGGAAGAGGAAGAGGAGACAGAGGAGAACGGAGCUGGCGGUGAGGAUAAAGAAGACGAAGAGGAGGAAGAUGAGGAAGAAAGAAGUGAAUUAUUAGCAGAGGAGGAGGAGGAGGAGGAGGAGAGAGUAACGCAGAUAGUGGAAAGAAAACGGAUGUGUGGAGGGACUGUAUUAUUGGAGGAAGAGAACGAGAAGGUGGAGGAGAAUGGACUUGGCGAUGAGAAAGAGGAAGACGACGAUAAAGAAAAUGGUGAUGAUGAGGAGGAAAGAGAAGAGGAAAGUCAUGGAGAAGAGCUGGAGGAAGGAGGAAGCGGUGAGGUGGAGGAGGUGGAGUGGAGCGAGGAGGUCUGCACGAGGUCCCCUGAAGAGAACUACCAAAGAAAAUGGAUUAUUGACGAGCGACAGAAAACCGAAAUAUUUAAAGGGAAGCUCCUGGAAAGUGACGCGGAAGACCAUGAAGGCAGUGGUGGCGGUGGUUGUGUUAGUGAGAGUGAGGACGCGGACGAGGACAGAGGAGGUAAGGCAAAGGAAGAUGAAACUGAGGACACGGAGGAGCAUGGAGAUGGACUGAGUGUUGGUAAGGAAAGUAAAGAAGAAGCUGAUGAUUCAAAGAACGGAGAUGUACCAAGCAAUGCGAGUGACGAUGAAGAAAUUACCGCCAUUUUAAAGAACGGAGGUGUGACGUCAGACGCUGAAAAGGAUGACACAGAGGAGGACCAUAACUACACCAUCAGCGAAGACAUCACAAAUGGUGCUGGGAACCGCAACGAAGUACCAAACUGUACCACAGACGGGGAUUCCACUGUAAAUGGCACAGUACCUACUUGUGCCGUAAGCGAACAUGAGGUGGUAAGUGAUGUCAGUGACGAAGGAAAAGCUCCUAACUGUGCCACGAGUGACGAUAACAUUGUUAAUGGUGUUGUGGACUUUGUGACAGCCUCCACCACCAGCAAGGGUAAUGAGCACUGCCCUGAAGGUGGCGGGCAAGUUGAACAUUUCCCUGGAUGUGUUGAGAGUGCCUGUGGUGGUGCCGAGGCUGAGGAGUCUCUCCCUGACAGUACCAGUGCUAGUGAAGCCGUCUGUAGUGCUAGCGAGGAAGACGCCUGUGGUCGGGCCAGUGAGCGGCGCGGCGAGGGAGUGCAUAGUGCUGCCGGGGCUGUAGCGGACACUCCUCAGCAUGGCAGGGACGCGGCCGCGGGUGAUCCCACUGGCGCGGGAAGCUCCCCUGCUGAUACCAAAGAAGGUGAAUGUGUUCCUGCAAGUGUUAUGGAAUGUAACAAUACCUUUGACGGUCUUACAGAGAGCAUUUAUGCACCUAACACUGACUUUGACAAAAACACUAUAAAACAAAUUGGAGAUGCACUUGAAAGUAACAUAGAAGAAAGGAAAGGUGUUCCUAAAAGUUCCGUAAGAAAUUCACACACUUCUGACAGUGACAAAGGCAGUUCAGACAGUACAGGCAGUGCCACAGACAAUGGAAGCGCUCCUGACAGCACCAAUGACUGUGAAGUUGCCCCUAAAAAUGGUAGACACUCUGAUCAUUCUCUUGAAAGUGCCUGGGAUAUUAAAGGUGUCCCUGAAGGUGCCAGGGACGUUGAAGGGGUCCCUGAGACAGUUAGGGCUGCUGAAGAUCUUCCUCACACUGAUGGGGAUGAUGAAAACUGUCGUGUAAGUGAUGGUGAUGGUGAAUAUGCUCCUGAAAGUGGUAGGGACGAUGAACAUGUCUCUGAAAGUACUAAGAGUGGCACAGAAGUCCCUGGAAGUGAGAGGGACGGUGAAGAUGGUCUUGAAGUGGCCACAGACAUUAAAGGUGUCCCUGUAGAUGCCAGUGAUACUAAAGAUGUCCCCGAGGAUGCAGCAGACAGUGAAGGCAUUCCUGAAAAUGCGAGGAACAUUGAUAGUUUACUUGAGAGCACCAGGAACUUUGAACAUGUCCCUACGAGUUUCAGAAACAUUACAGUUCUGCAAAGCAGCGAGAACACUGGAAAUGUACCUGUGUGUGCCACAAACACUGAAUGUGUUCUUGGAGGCGACGUGAAUACUUACCACGUCCCCGAGAGUGGUAGGGAAAGUGAAGAUAUUCUUGAAAGUGACACUGAUAGUGAAGAUGUUCUUCAAGGUGGGAACUCAGAAGAUAUCCCUGAAAGAAUCGUUGAGGCUGAAGACAUCCUUGAAAGUGCGAGGGACGGCGAGGAUGUUGUCGAAGACUCCCGUAACGGUGAUGGUGACAGUGUCACGGAUGCUGAGCAUGGGACUCAGAGUGCCAGAAUUUUUAAAGAUGAUCCUGAAGGAGCCAAUAAUGGUGAUGUCUCUGGAAACAUCAGGGACUUCAGUGUUACCAGAAUAUCCACGGACCAUGAAGACGUCCCUGACGACGUUAUGAAAGAUGACAAUGUCCCUAAAGUGAUGAUGGACUGUGUGGACGUUCCUCAUCAUAGUGGUGACAGGGAAGGCACCACUAAUGUUAAGAGAGCUAAAGAAGGCGUCAGUAUUGGUGAAGUGGUCCAUACUGGUGGCGGGAGGAGUGUAUCUGAUUCCCACGCUCUCCCAAACGGUGAAGACGCACCUGACAAUGCCAGGGACAGGAGAUGCCGCACACACGACGCCGGACACGAACCUGUCCCCAUUUUUGAGCGUGGCGCGCUUCCUGCUAAUGAAGGAGGACGCCGCUUAGCCACCCGUGGGGACGUCUGUGUGGCUACAGUGCGACGGGUGGAGGGCGAUGCGUGGCCCAUCAGGGUAGACACCGAGAGACGGAGAGGCAGUGCAGGUGAGGGGCGCAGGGAGGCAGGGGAAGGAUGGAUCCCGCGGCGGGCGAGGCACAAGGACCACGUGGAGCAGCAGGUGGCUGACCCCUUAGCUUGUCUGAGGCAGCGGCCCGCGCCCCUGCCUGGCCCCAGAUGCACUUGUGGAAAUGCCUCGUCUCCCUGGAGGGCGCGUUUCUUCGAGGAGUCCCUGGGGUGCAUGGCGUCAGAGCAGCAGCAGGAGGCGGUGUCCCAGAGGCAGCUCCGUGACCUGACCCUUAGCCUGGCGGCGGCAGCUGCGGAAGAGGCGGAGCUGACCUCCCAGGAGCACAAGAGUCUCAGCGACCUGCACGAGGUGAGGAGGCGAGACCACUGUGGCGGAAGCAAGAGGUCCCUCACGUGGGGCGUGAAUAGCUCCCCGGGGCGGGCGAUUCAGGCACACACUGUGCCUCGCCCCGCCCCUAUGCGGGGAGUCUAUGUGCCUGGCGGAGGACCGCUGGGAUUCGCCCCGCCCCAGACCCUCGCCUUGGCGCCCAGCGACGAUGGCUCGAGGAUCAGCGCCUCCUGCUACACCCUGUGCGGCCCACCCCGCCCCUCGGGCCACACGGGGAGAAAAGGCGUCCGCUCCUGCAUUUUGCCAGAGGGCUCUUUUUUCCCAAACCCGUCGCCUUGCGUCCCUCUGCCAGGAACCCUGCGGUCAAGGGUCCAUUCUGAGCCCAACGUGUCUGGACGCCUGGUCAGCCCGUCGUCUCCUCCGCCCCGCCUCGCCACGCCUCGCGGCCUUUCUCAGCUGUUCUCGAGCCGCAGGAAGUCCAUCGCGUCUUGUAUCUACCCGGCCACGGCAGACGAGGACGCGUUGCCCUACGUCAAGACUGGCGCCCCUGCCAUUCCCAGAGGCUCCACUCCCACCCGGGGCAGCACUGCGGGGCUCCAGGACAGGCAGGGGCUUUCCUCGCCGACGGGUGAUUGGGAAUCCCCGCGGCAAGGGUGUUGUGGCCCCUCGCCCCUGUGCCCCGCCCCGCGAUUUGUUGCCACUGAUCCGCGACCCAGACAGGCGCGGGCUGGCCGGCGGCGUCCCCAGUCUCUGGUUAUCAUCCCCGAGACACAAAUGGCCUGGGCUCCCGAGCCUGCCACCGCCGCCCCGGAGGUUCUGUCCAGGCCGGAAUGGGGCUCUCAAAGACUUGCUUCGCCAGGAGAGCCGCUGCCCCCGGAAGAGAGACGCAGGUUGUACCGCGGGAGUGGCCGCUCGUGGUCCUUCACUCCUGCCGACAGGCUGCAGCCAGUGCGUGCCCAACCCUCACCCCGCGACGCCGCCACGAAAGCGCCCCGCAGAACGGCCAGCCUGCGGGGACUCUUCACGUCAUCCUCUCUUCGCUCACCAGACGUCAUCUUCCCGUGGCGGCGUGGGGAGCCAACCAGGAGCUCCGGCCGCUGCAGCCCUGCCCCCUUUGACGGGCAGAGCCAACCACAGAGCGCCCCUCCCUGCCCCAGCCAAUCAUCGAUCUCCCUGCGACCUGAGGAGGCGACGACCAAUGGCGAGGCGAGGUCUAAGGACAGCGUGUGGUGGAGGGGGCGGCCCGGCAGUGGGGGCAGCGGUGGGGGAGGGGGAGGCACCCGCACCGCCAGGAAGGAGAAGGCCUCGUCCUCCCCCGCCUUCAGGAGAGCCUCGCUGAGCCACUCCGAAUGGGACAUAAGGAGCAGCAGGCCCUGGUCACACGUGUACAGCGAGCAGGAGGCGGCCAAGCUGAGCCAGUCUGUGUGUCGCCUGGCCGUUACGUCCUGCGAGGAACGUGGCGUGGAGGUGCCCGCCGCGGGGGUGGAUGAGAUGGGCCCCAGCUCUCUGCCCCUCAUGCCCUCUUCCUCCACCUCAUCCUCCUCCACGCACAUCGCAUCCUCCUCGGAGGGCAGCGGGGUGUUCCAGAAGUUCAAGAAGUCUCUCUCUCUACGCCUGGCACGGAAGGGGAGUAAGGACGGCACUCCCACCGCCUCCACCGAACCCCCGGAGCACCCAGAGGUCCACCACAACCACCACAACCACCACAACCACGACCCGCCGCCCCCUCACCAGCCACUGCCUCGCCGGUGGGGGUCGUUCUCCCGAGACGACGAUCCCAGCAAGGCAGCAACGACCUUCCUGUUUGGCCAUCCGCUGUUCCGGUCCAGCAAGGAGCGUCGCCGGGCCCGCCUCAGGGAUGCCCGCGCCACCAAGUGUAAUUCAGCAGACUCAGGCGACUCGGGCAUUGAGCUGGUCACGGGGUCAGGUCACGUCACCACACCGCAGACCAAUGACCUUGACCUCUUCGGCUCGUCGGGGGUCGAUUCCGCGCUCACCGCGAGUCUUGCCGAUGAAGGGAGCGGCAGUGGCAGCAGCGGGGACAGGCUGCGGGAACCCAACCCCCGGGCGGUGCGGCGAACACACAGCGACGUGGGCGGACGGGGAGCCACCUGCUACUCCCGCCAGAUGUCCACGCCGCAGCCCAUCAAGGUCCGCCCCGCACACAGACUGCCACAGCACAACACAGCCUCCCUGCACAGAGCCAAGAGUGUUGAUGCGAUACCGGAAAGCCGCCCAAAAAUAAUGAACAGCCUGAAGAGGAGUAAAGGGUCGUCACACCUCCGCCGCUCAAUCAGUCAACCUCUGGACUUGGACAAAACGACGUCCAACUCCUACAACACACCCACCUCGAGUCUCCGCCGGUGCCGCAGCCCUGAUGACGUGCCCGCCAGCAGACACCAGCGCCGCCCUUCCGCUGGGGACAUCCUUAACGACGAGAACACCACCUCAGAGGACGAGAUUGGGAUGUCUGACUCAGAGGACUUCAGGGGCGAUCUCAAAAGGAGUCUGGAUGAGGACGACAACCAGAUCGUAUACGCCGAGGCCUUGUGGGACCACGUGACCCUGGACGCCGAGGAGCUGGUGUUCAAGGCUGGGGACCUCAUUACCGUCAUCGACUCCGGGGACAAGGACUGGUGGUGGGGCCGCAUCAGUACCCGCGCUGGAUGGUUCCCCGCCGCCUUCGUCAGGAUAUUGGUGAACCAGGAAGACCACCAGAGCGCGAGGAACCACCAGGACCCACGCAACAGAGGUCCUGCGCGAAAGCUGAGUAUCUCCGGCCUGUCCCACGACCAGAUCCGCACCAACGUGAUCAACGAAAUAAUCAGCACGGAGCGGGACUUCGUGAAGCACCUGCGUGACGUGAUCAAGGGUUACCUGAUGCAGGUGUGCAAGCGGGGCGACAUGUUCAGCAAGGAGCGCAUUGCCACCAUCUUUGGCAACAUGGAGGCACUCUACCACUUCCAGAGUGGCUUCCUCAAGGAGCUAGAGGAGUGUAUAGACUGGCAGGAGCCCCACAAGUCUUGCAUUGGGGCCAUCUUUAUUAGAAAUCGGGAGAAGUUUGAGAUUUACAGUGAGUACUGCAACAACCACCCGGCGGCCACCUCAGCGCUGCAGGAGCUCUACCAGGACCAGCGGUAUGUGCACUUCUUUGAGGCAUGCCGGCUGCUGCAGGAGAUGAUUGACAUUUCCCUUGAUGGCUUCCUUCUCACACCUGUCCAAAAGAUCUGCAAGUAUCCACUGCAGCUGCAAGAACUGCUCAAGUACACCAAGACGGACCACCCGGACUAUAGCAGUGUGAAGGGUGCACUGGAGGCCAUGCGGGACGUGGCUCUGCUGGUCAAUGAGCGCAAGAGGCGGAUGGAGUGCCUAGAGAAGAUAGCGUCUUGGCAGAUGACAGUGGAGGGGUGGGAGGGGCCAGACCUGCUGGAGGAAAGUUCACAGCUGAUCCACCAGGGGGAGGUGACCAAGGGGGCAGGCGGUGCAUGGCCCAAGGAUGUGACGCUGUUUCUGUUUGACCACCAAUUAGUGUACUGCAAGCGUGACCUGCUCAAGCGCAACACCUUUGUCUACCGUGGCCGCCUCAACCUGGAUAUGUGUGAGGUGGUGGACAUGCCAGCCAACAAAGAUUCAAGCUUCAACAUGAGUAAUGGCUGGAAGAUUCACAGUGUUGCCAAGAACAAGUGGUACACUUUUUCCUGCAAGACAAACCCAGAGAAACUCAAGUGGAUGGAAGCCUUCAGGAAGGAGCGAGCGUUGGUGGCAGCGGACGAGAGCGCUGGCUUUGUGGUGGGGGAGAAGGCCAAGAACCUGGCCAGAGUGGCAGCACGAAACCAAAGGAAUCGACCCAAGAGACCAAGAACGACCAAAACUCACAAGCGCGUGCAGGCCAUGACUUACGCUCAGGCCGAACUGCUAGUCAAUCUUGAUCCUGAUUCGCGCUCCAAUAGCCUUCCCUCAGGUGUGCAGGCACCCGAAGGGAAGAAGAAAGGUACAUGGUUCAGCUUCGGUGGCCACAAGAAGGGCCGGGGCUCAGGCCGUACCCUUGGCCAGAUCCAGCACCAUCCUGUGUGAGGGCACGAGGCCGGGCGAGCAGCAUGCCGCCCCCCAUCCCCCUUCCCCUCUGUGGCAUGAGCCUGGGAGGUCCCCAUGAGGUCCAUCAAGACUCACACUCCACAUCUAACCACCCACAUUUGCAUCGGCUUUCUUGCUUGUGUAAAAAAACUAAAAGAAAUGAAAAAAAAAGAAAACUGCUCUCCACUAUUUUGUACACACUUGUUUACACUCAAGACGUUCCAGGUGUCUCUUACGGGUCACGUUCAUAUGACAUUUUACACCCCACCCACCCCACAACAGAGGUGCAUGGGUGUGCACACAUUGUUUGCUGGAGCAGUGAUGACUGGUGAAUGCAUUAUCAUGGCCUCUCAUUUAUCUUGUCUGUUCGUCUGUCUGUCUGUCUGUCUAUCUAUCCGUCUGUCUGUUAGUCAGUCUGCACCACAUGAUAUUCUUCACUAGCAACCAAAGUCAGUUCUGGGAGUCACAUCUACUUGAAGUGUCUGUCUGUAGCAAGUGAAGUGAAGCAGAAGUCUAGUCAACCUGCCUUUUAUCUGUUGGGUGACCUGCAGAUAUGUGGUGGAGUACUGGUGGUGAUAGGUUGUGGCAGAGCAGUGCUGGAGUGAGGAGUAACAGUGGUGGAGUGAUGAAGUUCAACGAAUAUCUUAGUGCCACCAAAGUAGUGCUCUUAAUAGGCUCAGCUUAACCCUGUGGAGAAUGUGUUUGGGUGCAUCAUUUUAUCCUUCCUGCUCCCUGCCCUGCUUGCCUCCAGUAUCAUGGAUGGAUGUCAGGAAAUUGAAAAAAAGGGAAAAGUAGUGCAAGGGAGGAAGAAUAAUGAAAGAAGAGCAGCAUUCAACAGUGAUGGAGGAGAUUGGAUGUCUCCCUUCCUGUCCACAAUGCCGCGAGAUGAAAAUGUCAGGAAAUAGAAAAUAAUGGUGAAGAAGUUUAGUUUCAAGGAUGGUGUGUUGUUACAGCAGAAUGGCAUGCUGUAACAGUGGGGAAGGAGAACAGUGGAAAAUAGGAGAGCUGUGGCAAAAAAAAAAAAAAAAGAUGGAGAAAUAAGGUGAUGACAGGGAAGAAGGGUGGGAAUACUACUCAAUUGUGCCUCAAUUCUCUGAUACAUCCGCUCACGGCUUGCCUUUGUGCAGUGUUAGGGUGACUUUUUAUCAUCAUCAUCUUAAUGGCAGUCCUAGUUCUACUUAUUUAAGUCCUCUACUUAGUGUUCUGUUGAUGUUUCCAGGUUUGUGAUUGUUUUAAAUUAUUAUUAUUAUUAUUAUUAUUAUUAUUAUUAUUAUUAUUAUUAUUAUUAUUAUUAUUAUUAUUAUUAUACAUGCUAUAUUUUGUUGCUAAUUUUUCUUUAUUUGUUAAUAUGUCCCAUUUUAAUCAAUGUUAGCACCUGUAAAUUCCUUGUUCCUACUGCUUGUUUUGCUAAAUUUAUUAUUGUGUAAGUUUUGAUAAUACUUGUUGUAAUGGCCAUCAGCAUAUCUUGGUCGUAUCUCAUGUCAGGCACAAAUUCUUAUUAAAGAAUGAACGUUUCUAUGAUACGCUUAUCACUAGUUGUAAAUGGAAGUCGGAGAUGGCUUGUGGUGAACACUUCAUACCUACCAGUGGCCACAGCAUUGAUCACAAUGCAGUGUGUGGAGGACCUGUGUGCGGUGUUACACAUUUGUUUUAGUCUCUCCUACUUAUUUACUACAUGUUCCAUUUAUCAGAUCAGGAGAGAUAAGGAGAAAUAGAUGAAAGUUUAAAUAUGUCUUACUUAUUGUAGCAUACAUAUGCUACUGAAAGUGUAAAACUCACUGCAGGAGUAUUUAUAAAGAAUAUAAUAUGAGUAGAAGAAAAGUUGUCGUGAGAGCAUGUUGUCCUGAUAAGGAAACAAAGAAAGCUCUUCCCUUAGGUACAUACAUAUGAGACCGAGGUCUGUCUUACCUCCACCAGCACAGCAACAACUGCUGCCUGGCUGGAGUCUGUGUCAGCUGUGGUGUUCUCAGUGUUUGUAGAUAACAACAGUGUCAUAGAGUACAUAAAGAGUUUGAUGUCUUUUUCAACUUGAUUUGGUAUGUGUACAUGACUACAUACCUGUGUGUGUGUUUGCAUGUAUGUGUAUGUAUGUAUGUAUGUACAUAUCUUGGUGAAAGUGUUGUUUUCCUUGGUGUUAACAUUCCUCCUCACCAAAUAGAUCCCCAACUGCAUCUGAUUGACCUGUCAAGUGCUGCAUAAACUAUGAUAUUCAGUAACAUCUACUUCCUCUUCCUUCUCUGUUUUCCUCCUACCACUCUUGCCUUUCUCCUCACCGGUGAAGAGCACCAACUCAAGACUGUGUGUCAGGUGUGCAGAGUCCAAACACAAACCUCAUUCCAACACCUGGUUUUUCCUGACCCAGAAUUAUAGUAAAAGAUAGAAAUAUAUACACUUGCCCUCAUGGGAGUGUGUGUUUGUGUGUGUUUGUGUGUGUGUGUGUGUGUGUGUGUGUGCAUGUAUGUACGGGUGCCCAACUUUCCCUGUGUGUCUGUGUUCAAUGUUAGUAGGAGCUUUCAACAUAAUCAUCUUCAUUGUGUUCAGGUAGACAAGUAUAUAUUAUUUUUCCCCAUCUUGUUGUCAUAGUCUGCCUUGGCUGCUGUGGGUUGUUUAUCUGUCUGUCUGUCUGUCUGUCUGUCUGUUAGAUGAUUUCCUCUUGUGCCUGUCAGAUAGCAAUAGAGAUGUUCAGCUGGUAAUGCAGAAGAGAAAUGAUCUUGGUAAUGACUGCAUGAGUGAUGUACAUUCUUCCUGGACUGCAGUAAAUGCCAUUGCUUGAUUUUUUUAUUUAUCAUGAUAAGAAAAUUACAUUAUUGUACUACAUUGGAUUUCCAUUUUUAUAUUUGUGUGUGUGUGUGUGUGUGUGUGUGUGUGUGUGUGUGUGUUGCAAGAAAAGGAGAAACCUAAGUAGGGUUGAUUAUAGAUAAAUAUUUAAAAUAUGAUGGUGUGAAUGCACAUAAACCUCAUGGACAACAAUGGCAGACAGCAGAUUAAAGAAGCAAAUGACAAGAAAGAGGAAUUAUUGAUUGAUUUAAACCUGUAAAGCUUAAGUAAUCACCACACAACUGCCUUAGCCAUGUGCCAAUAACAUAAAGCUUUACUUUCAAAGGGAAGAAUGGCAGGUACACUACCUGUUGUAAAUGGAAGUGAGAGUUGAGGAAACUUCUAUUACUCCUUGCUUCUGAGAAGAGAGAGAGAGAGAGAGAGAGAGAGAGAGAGCGAGCAAUAUUACUGCUUAUGAAGAUUUUUGUAUGAGAGGAGAGGUCUAAAUGUUAUUUUAAAAUUAUAUAACUGUACUAAUGCUUUAAGACACUUUGUGCAUUACUGUGGCAAAGUGUGUGUGUGUGUGUGUGUGUGUGUGUGUGUGUGUGUGUGUGUGUGUGUGUGUGUGUGUGUGUGUGUGUGUGUGUUGAGUCGCCUCAGUGUCUAGCCUCUACAUAUUUAUGUGAACACAAGAUGGACCAACAAUAAGGUGUGAAGUCUUGUCUGUGUGUGUGUGUGUGUGUGUGUGUGUGUGUGUGUGUGUGUAAUCAACUGAAAUAAAUAAUACUAACAAUAUAUAUUUCUUCUUGAGGCACUGUGCUUGCCAGUUUUAUCACACUCACACCAGCCAGCCUUACAGCCUUCCCAGCAGCAAGCAGGAGGCAGGGGCAGGUGUUGGGCGGUGUGAAGGCAGGGAGGCCUGCUGCUGCUGCUGCUGCUGCUAUACUGUUCUUUAAGGCUGCCGUCUUCGAAAGUCUCCAAAGACACUUGUACAUUUCCUAUUUUUUUACUUGAUUGUCUUUCUUCUAUGAGAGAUGUGUCACGGUUAUUGCCCAAAGAGAGAGAGAGAGAGAGAGAGAUAGAGAGAGUGAGAAGCUUUAGGACCAGACCUGAAACGUGAUUUGAUUAAUUAAGCUGUGUAAAUAUUAUUAUAUAACAUUUGUAUUCUAUUAUUGUUCUUAAUCUGUACAGUGAUGUGAAUAUAUGUAUUCAUUGUAAAUUUGUAAAUAUAAAAAUUUUCCUAUGUGGC
Scylla paramamosain (green mud crab) is the source of this 12305-nucleotide messenger RNA. RefSeq lists its product as uncharacterized. Bases 893 to 8299 code for a protein of 2468 amino acids. Gene Ontology annotation, cellular component: cytosol. Gene Ontology annotation, molecular function: guanyl-nucleotide exchange factor activity; protein binding. NCBI's taxonomy places the organism in Eukaryota, Metazoa, Arthropoda, Malacostraca, Decapoda, Portunidae. The record is from RefSeq and is a predicted model, not a curated record. Gene Ontology annotation, biological process: intracellular signal transduction. The transcript has 21 exons.